Molecule: messenger RNA, 1407 nt
Organism: Aspergillus uvarum CBS 121591
Lineage: Eukaryota; Fungi; Ascomycota; Eurotiomycetes; Eurotiales; Aspergillaceae
Exons: 2
Coding region: 497-1141 (214 amino acids)
Source: RefSeq, a predicted model, not a curated record
CGUGGCGCAGGGUGGAAUAAGCGCACUGCCGACUGAAAACAAUUUAUAGACGGAGGAAGGUUCCCACUUGAUUUCACUUCGCCUCAGGGUCGAGUCCAAUCAUGAGGCGCAAGCUGGGAGUGGGUGUUGAAGGAUGACACACAGCCGCACAGGGUGUUGGGCUGAAUUGAUCUUCAGGGCGUGGUUGGCGGGGAAGAUAGACAGAGUACGAGGGUCUGCUCCACAUAUUUCUGAGGGGUCUUCAUCCUGAAGGAAUGUCAAUCAUGGCCAGGCAUAGUCUGGGCGCUCGAGGGAGGUGAUAUAGGUAGAUUUCUGAGAGAUUCUUAAGCCCCUUGAUUUUCCUCUUUGUCUGUUGGGAAUUGAUUCUCUAUUGACAUUCAUUCAGCAUACUUGGGAACGAUUUGGAGUUCCGUUCUAUACUACUUACCCAUUACUCUAAUCCUACUUUCUUGGUUGCUUUUCAGCUACAUACAUACAUACCUCCAAACCAUCCACGAUGAAGACCUUUACCCUCACCAGCAUCCUUCUCCUCUCCCCUCUCUUGAUUCACGCCGCCCCCACGGGCCAGGGCCAGCUGUGCACUCGUGAUUCGACGGCAAUCACCAGCGAGCAGAUCCAAACCAUUGCCCCCACGUCCAACACCUGCGCCAACGCCCCGGCCGCCGGCGAGUGUGCGACCUCCGACACGGCAGCCUCCAGCAUCUCUAAAUCCUUCCAAACCUAUGGGGUGACCAAUAAAGCCGAGCAGGCCGCGGUGAUCGGCCUGAUGGCGUUCGAGAGUGGGGAUUUCAAGUACAACAAAAAUCAUUACCCGGGUGUUGCGGGCCAGGGCACUCGAAACAUGCAGUCUCCCGCCUUCAACGCCAAGUACGCGGCGUCGAUCCCCGCCCUCGCCGACUCGCUCAAGGCCGUCAACGGCGAUCCGGCGGGCACGUUGGAUCUGCUGCGCGCGGUCCCGGAGUAUGACUUUGGGUCCGGGGCGUGGUUCCUGACCACCCAGUGUACUUCCAGUGUGCGUGGCCAGCUACAGCAGGGCACUCAGGCGGGCUGGGAGGCGUUCAUUACCGGCUGCGUGGGGACGGCUGCUAAUGAUGAUCGGAAGGCUUAUUGGAGUCGGGCUGUUGAGGCUCUGGGGAUCUGAGGUGAGGGUCUUGGAGUCUGGGGAGAAGGGGGGUGUACUUUGUGGGGAGGGAGGUUUGGAUGGUGGUGACUGUAUGUGAGAGGGAGUGGGGCGAGGUGUUGUUCCGAUGUCUUUGAGAGUUAAUGAGGUUGUGGGUUGGUUGGGAGGGGGAGUCAAGGAUAGUAUUAGAAGGUCUAUCUCCCUGGUGUAACAACAAUAUGACACGGCAUGCAUAUCUUUAGUCUAUCAUUUUUGAACAACUCGCAUUCCAACGGGGCGUCUACAAA